Messenger RNA from Fusarium verticillioides 7600, 927 nucleotides. RefSeq lists its product as hypothetical. The transcript has a single exon. Bases 1 to 927 code for a protein of 308 amino acids. The record is from RefSeq and is a predicted model, not a curated record. Lineage: Eukaryota; Fungi; Ascomycota; Sordariomycetes; Hypocreales; Nectriaceae.
AUGAAUGACAGACAGCCCCAUCCCAAAGCUUACGUCGGAUGCCCCAGUGUUGGACCUUUUCAGGAUUUCCUCGAAGGAUCCCGUAUAGUACUUCGCGUUGAAUGGCAGGCAGGCGGUCAAUGGUAUACAGUGUACCUCCAACGCCGAAGGCUAAACCUUACCCCCCCAGCGACACGUCCUCAACAGCCGACACGUGCUUACGAUACGGAAGUGGUCAUAGAGCCAUGGAGAGCUGCUAUGAAACUGAUCCAGGCCUUUGAGGGAAUAGUGUACACCGAACCUCUUGAUGGAUUUCCAGAGUCACUCACCAUCGGGAAUAUCCAGAUACUUCAGACUGAUCAUCUUAAUCAGAGAUACCGUUGGGUACCUCAACAGAAAGUUACCCGUCCAGCACCAGCUCGAGCAAGCUGGGGCUAUAAUUAUAACCUUAAGGUUAAGAAUUUCGGCAAUGACUUGUUCGAGGAAUCUUCCAAUCAACGGGUUACUUUUGUUGGGCCGUCUAACCCUUUGACUGCCAGUCAUGGUGCAAUGAACUGGGACAAGGAGGACUACAGAAAUGGGAUGCGAGUGUCUGAUGUUAAGUGCGACACAUAUACCGUCAUCCCCUGGGUCCUCCUGAACGGCCAUGUUAUUACUUGUGUGAGGGAUGAGACUAGAACCGAUGUUUGGGUUUGCAAGAACUGCUCGAUGUUCAACCGACCUUGCACAUUUACCCCCUUGAAACGCCUGAAAGAACUUCAUCGAGGCGCUCAACCCGUUAAUGGUGCAGAUACGAUUGCCCACCCGAGAGGUCCUUUCAGGUUCUUGUCUCUUCACCGCACUAUGAAUUCCCAGGAGCUUGGUGAAGUUUUUGAGGUUUCUGAGCCUUUGUUCGAGAGGUUUGAAGGUUCUGAGCUUGAGGAUGAAGAUAUUGGAGACGAUGAAUGA